Linum trigynum is the source of this 3831-nucleotide messenger RNA. Lineage: Eukaryota; Viridiplantae; Streptophyta; Magnoliopsida; Malpighiales; Linaceae. The record is from the annotation of a GenBank genome assembly.
AUGGAUUCCCAGCAGAGCAACCUCUACGAGACGGCUUCGCAGCCGGACACCGGCACCGACGCAUACACGUUCCUGGAAUUCAACACUCAGGGCGAAUCCGAGUUCGACUACCCGGAAUUCCGCUCCCCGGUCGCCUGGCCCACUCCUUCCGACUCCCUCGCUGCCGCUGCUUCCUCCUCGUCCGUGGUGCCCGACCCCGUCGUAGUCGACCACCGCAGCGCACCGGCGGCAGCAUCGUCGUCGUCGUCCGAUCACCACCAUUCCGAUUCCCAAGCUGCAUCGCCCGUGGCGUCGUCGUCGGUUGCGAAGGCAGCUGCGCGCGGCGGCCACGGAGUUGACGGCGUGGUGGCUGGAAUGGGAGGGCUGAAUUUCGAGGAGACUGGUGACGAAGACGGGUACGAGUUCGGGAAAGGGGAUUUCACAGAGCACGCCUGCCGAUACUGCGGCGUUUCCAACCCUGCGUGUGUGGUGAGGUGUAAUGUACCGUCCUGUAGGAAGUGGUUUUGUAAUUCGAGAGGGAAUACGUCGGGUUCUCAUAUUGUCAAUCACCUGGUUCGAGCAAAACACAAGGAAGUCUGUCUCCAUAAGGACAGUCCUCUGGGUGAAACUAUUCUUGAAUGCUACAACUGUGGAUGCCGCAAUGUCUUCCUUCUGGGUUUCAUAUCAGCCAAGACAGAGAGUGUUGUUGUUCUCCUCUGUAGGGAGCCAUGCUUGAAUGUUAACGCUUUGAAGGACAUGAAUUGGGACCUAAGCCAGUGGUGUCCUCUGAUUGAUGAUAGGUGCUUUCUUCAGUGGCUAGUUAAGAUUCCUUCUGAGCAAGAGCAGUUGCGGGCACGCCAAAUUAGUGCACAGCAAAUAAAUAAGAUAGAAGAGCUCUGGAAAAGCAAUCCGGAUGCAGCCCUUGAAGAUCUUGAGAAACCUGGUGUCGACGAUGAACCCCAGCCAGUAGCUCUGAAGUACGAAGAUGCAUACCAGUACCAAAAUGUAUUUGCCCCACUUAUUAAGCUUGAAGCUGACUAUGAUAAGAUGAUGAAAGAGUCACAGAGCAAGGAUAAUCUAACUGUUCGAUGGGAUAUAGGUCUUAACAAGAAGCGCGUAGCUUAUUUUGUCUUCCCAAAGGAGGAUAACGAGUUGCGUCUAGUGCCUGGUGAUGAACUAAGGCUGCGUUACUCUGGAGAUGCGGCUCAUCCAGCCUGGCAGUCUGUUGGGCAUGUGAUAAAGCUAACUGCACAAGAGGAAGUUGCUCUUGAGCUUCGUGCUAGUCAGGGUGUUCCUAUUGAUGUGAACCAUGGUCUUAGUGUUGAUUUUGUCUGGAAGAGCACAAGUUUUGAUCGAAUGCAGGGUGCAAUGAAAACAUUUGCUGUGGAUGAAACAAGUGUCAGCGGGUUCAUAUACCAUCAUUUGUUGGGACACGAGGUUGAAAAUCAUAUGGUUCGCAACGCAAUGCCCCGCCGGUUUGGUGCACCUGGGCUUCCAGAACUGAACGCAUCUCAGGUAUAUGCUGUGAAGAAUGUCCUACAGCGCCCUAUUAGUUUGAUUCAAGGUCCUCCUGGCACUGGAAAAACCGUUACAUCUGCUGCAAUUGUCUACCAUAUGGCCAAACAAGGGCAAGGGCAGGUUUUGGUAUGUGCACCAAGUAAUGUGGCUGUAGACCAACUAGCGGAGAAGAUAAGUGCCACUGGCUUAAAGGUUGUUCGCAUUUGUGCAAAGUCGAGGGAAGCUGUUAGCUCUCCUGUUGAGCAUCUGACUCUUCACUAUCAGGUUAGACAUCUUGAUACUUCCGAAAAGAGUGAACUUCACAAGUUGCAACAGCUAAAAGAUGAACAAGGUGAGCUUUCCAGCAGUGAUGAGAAGAAGUACAAGGCUCUGAAGCGAGCUACAGAGAGGGAGAUAUCUCAGAGUGCCGAUGUCAUAUGUUGCACGUGCGUUGGUGCUGGAGACCCUCGUCUUGCAAAUUUUAGGUUCCGCCAGGUGCUUAUUGAUGAGUCCACUCAAUCGACGGAACCUGAAUGUCUGAUUCCUUUAGUUCUCGGGGCUAAGCAGGUUAUACUUGUUGGCGACCACUGUCAACUUGGUCCUGUUAUUAUGUGCAAAAAAGCUGCUCGAGCUGGACUAGCACAGUCUCUAUUUGAACGCCUCGUCUUACUUGGAGUAAAACCAAUUAGGCUGCAGGUUCAAUAUCGAAUGCAUCCAGCUCUUUCAGAGUUCCCAUCUAAUAGCUUUUAUGAAGGUACCCUACAAAAUGGGGUUACUGUGAAUGAGAGGCAAACAACAGGCAUUGAUUUCCCCUGGCCUGUGCCUAAUCGUCCUAUGUUCUUCUAUGUCCAGAUGGGGCAAGAGGAGAUAAGUGCUAGUGGAACCUCCUAUCUGAAUCGUACCGAGGCUGCAAAUGUUGAGAAGAUUGUAACUACUUUCUUGAGAAGUGGUGUAAUUCCUAGUCAGAUUGGGGUGAUAACGCCAUAUGAAGGCCAGAGAGCAUAUAUUGUGAACUAUAUGUCGAGAAACGGUGCUCUUAGGCAGCAACUUUACAAGGAAAUUGAGGUUGCUAGUGUUGAUUCAUUUCAAGGCAGGGAAAAGGAUUAUAUUAUUUUGUCUUGCGUUAGGAGCAAUGAACAUCAGGGUAUUGGGUUUCUUAAUGAUCCUAGGAGACUUAAUGUAGCUCUUACUCGUGCACGAUACGGCAUUGUAAUACUGGGCAACCCAAAAGUCCUUAGCAAACAGCCAUUGUGGAAUGGUUUGUUGACACACUACAAGGAGCAUGAAUGCUUGGUUGAGGGACCUCUUAAUAACCUUAAGCAGAGUAUGGUACAGUUUCAGAAACCCAAAAAGAUCUAUAAUGACAGGAGACUUUUCUUUGGGGGUGGACCUGGAGUGUUGCCCAAUGAUAGUCUCGGAUCGGUUGCGUCGAGUGUUCCGAAUACUGACAGGCGAAGCGGGCGUGCCAGAGGUGGCCCAGCAAAUGGUGCUCACAAGCCUGGUGUGCACCCGACUGGAUUUCCAAUGCCACGAGUGCCAAUGCCAACAUUCCACGGCCCGCCUCCUCCUCAACCUUAUGCGAUCCCAUCACGUGGUGCUGUGCAUGGACCUGUCGGAGCUGUUCCUCAUGUACCUGCACCAGGAAGUCGUGGUUUUGGGGCCGGGCGUGGAAGCACCACUGCUCCUAUUGGUAGUCAUCUUGCACACCAGAACAAUCAGCAGGCAAUUGGAAAUAUUGGACCGAAUUUCAACUUCCCUGGUUUGGAGAAUCCCAAUAGCCAGCCAUCUGUUGGUGGCCCAUUAUCUCAACCUGGAUUUGUGAACAAUAUGCCAGUUCAAGGGGCAAGCCAGUCUUUUCGUGAUGGUUUUUCAAUGAGUGGAAUGUCCCAGGAUUUCUUGGGCGAUGACUUUAAAAGCCAGGGAUCACAUGUGCCAUACAAUGUUGCAGACUUCUCUACCCAGGCUUCCCAAAAUGGGUAUGCUGUUGAUUAUGUUACACAAGGAGGACAAGGUGGAUAUCCGGGCAAUUUUCUGAAUCAGAAUUCACAAGCUGGAUAUUCUCGUUUUGGUUCUGGAAAUGACUUCAUGACUCAGGACUACAUGGGUCAUGCUACACAAGGGCUGUUCACUCAGGUCGGCAUGAAUGAUCCCUCGCAGGAUGAAGCGCCACAAAGCCAUUUUAGUAUGGCUAAUCCUAAUUCGCUUCAAUCCCAGGGUUAUAUGAAUUCGCUGUACUCUCAGCCUUUCGGCCAUUACAACACUCAGCCACCCAACUUACAGGCACCACAACAGCAGCAGCAGCAGCCUCAGCAGGGCCAGGGGUCCCAGAACCAGAAAAUACACUAUAAUGGUUGA